CGACUUAAACUAACCAAGCCCAAGUCCCACAUGCUGUUUGUUCUUCCCCUUCGCACCGUUUCAUACAAGUUUCUCACUCUUACCCCUCUCUAUCAACACACACACACUUACAGUGUCACGGACCGAGAGGCGCCGAUUUUGAUACAACAGGGGAAUGGAAAUGAAGGUGGAAGGAGGGAGUAAGAGGAAGGCGCAUCAGAGUGAAGACGAGACGGGCAUAAGGAAAGGCCCAUGGACUGUGGAAGAGGACACCAUUCUGGUCAAUUAUAUCGCCAUCCACGGCGAAGGUCGCUGGAAUUCCGUCGCCCGCUUUGCCGGUUUGAAGAGAACGGGCAAAAGUUGCAGGUUAAGGUGGCUGAACUACUUGCGUCCCGAUGUUCGGCGCGGAAAUAUCACGCUGCAGGAACAGAUAGUGAUUCUUGAUCUGCACUCUCGGUGGGGAAAUAGGUGGUCAAAAAUAGCGCAGCAUUUGCCUGGAAGAACGGACAACGAGAUUAAGAAUUAUUGGAGAACGAGAGUGAUGAAGCAGGCGAAGCAGCUCAAGUGUGACGUCAACAGCAAGCAGUUCAGAGACACCCUGCGUUACGUGUGGAUGCCCCGCUUGCUGGAGCGGAUACGGGCGGCAACGUCAGAAUACGACCCGAGCUGCCAGCCCGUUCCCGUCACCCUGAAUCACUCCUCCGUCACGCCUCUCGAUAUCCAGUUUCACCAAGCCCCCUCUAUUCCGUGGCAGGCUCAACAUGUUUCGCAUGGCUCCCAAAACGGGUCCGACGUUUGCCCGCGCGUUGCAUCGGAGCAGGGAAAUAAUGGCCUGGGUGGUGGCUGUGGCGGUGGCGGUGGGGAUUGGGCUGAAACACUGUGGAGCGACGACAAUAUUUGGUUUUUGCAGCAACAACUUUUCGAAGAUGUGUAGAGGAAAAGACAUGGCAACGGUGGCGUGACGCUGGAGCUGGAGGGCUCAACGUCGCCUGUGAUUCAUGAUUGCACUGUACAAAAUUACAGCGUAGGCAUUAUAUUUAGGUAUAUGGCAAAAGAGAACAAAAGUAUUGUAUUAAUUAUGGCGACUGGGAGGGAGCUAGUCAGCGCUACAAGUGUGUGGAAAUGGAUGCUCACCUUGGCUUUGUCUUUAACCAAUAAAGUCAAAUGAUUUAGUUGAGUUAGCGCUGCCUUGUGCGCAAGUGUAGGCGAGGAGGUAGGAUUUGCUUCUACGCUUGUGAAAGCAUACUAUUGGAUCGCAAUGUGGCGGGGAAAAGAGUUUGUUAGAAGCAAGCAAUGUGAUGUGCAUUAUCAGGGGUCAUCCAAUGGGGAGAGGAAAUACUAAAAUGUACGUUUUUGCGUUGCGAGUGCGGAGUCCUCUCGUGUUGGUGUCUUGCUUUGUCAAUUGGAAUACCAUGUGAUGGCUUCCCUCAGUGACUUGAGGGCUUCCCUCAGCCCCCACACAAGUCACCCCGUCAUUAACUCCCAAUCAUUUGUCUUGUUACCUCACAUGCUUCCAUCUAUGUCUCUUGCAGAAUCUGUUGUCAUUAAAUUAAGAAGUCUUAUCAGCAGUAAGUGCUGGACUCCUGCUGUGACAUCAGUUCAUCAGUUUUUUAUUAGUUUGCCAAUUUAUAUAUUACAUAUUUUAGA
Molecule: messenger RNA, 1626 nt
Organism: Prosopis cineraria
Lineage: Eukaryota; Viridiplantae; Streptophyta; Magnoliopsida; Fabales; Fabaceae
Product: transcription factor MYB2-like
Exons: 3
Coding region: 155-913 (252 amino acids)
Biological process (GO): regulation of DNA-templated transcription
Cellular component (GO): nucleus
Molecular function (GO): DNA-binding transcription factor activity; sequence-specific DNA binding
Source: RefSeq, a predicted model, not a curated record